GUGGACACUCAGAAAAAAUCAAGAAAAACUGUAGUUUCCCUGAGCAUCUCAACAGACAAUCACAAGCACCUGAACUGCCUCCAUCAGCCGAGCCACACAGAUCUCUGUGCCAUGUUUACCUGGCUGGGGGACUAACCAGGUAGCUACAGGUUCUGAACAAGUGCAGCUUUCACAGAGAUCCUCUGAAGAGGUUAAGAAGACGCCAUCGUAACUGUUCAUCUCUGCUGAGCCGGAGUGAGGUUUAAAAUGCAUCCUGCCUUGCAUCUUUACCCGUGAAAAUAAAUAAACACACCCACCCAUGUGCAUGCAGAUGUUUUUAAAUCAAGCUGUUGCAAAUCUGAAGCUUACCCGUCUGUGGAGAAAGAGACAGAAGAAAAAGACGGUCAGCAGUUCUUAGUCUAUACCUGGCGAGCAUAUACGUGGUGACGUGAUGGAUGGAAAAGUCCAACUACCUGAGAGAGAAGUAGUGCUGUAGAGGACCUCCUUCACCUUUUUGUGAGCUGCAGCAGGACAUGCAGCAGGGCAGCCACAACAAGGGGACCUGCUGUCUCGUCCCCUCCCGCUGAGACUCAGCCCCACUGGUUACAGUUGGACACAACAGUUCCACCAGAUUUCUGAAGAAUGGGACCCCAGCAACAUUCUGUGCAUCUGUGUUGUGGCAGCUUCCCAGUCACUGUACUACUGCAGGUUAUCAAAUGCAAAGCAGCAGUAUUGUGGGAAGCCAAUAAACCAUUUUCUAUUGAGGAAGUGGAAGUUGCCCCACCAAAAGCACAUGAAGUUCGCAUAAAGAUUGUGGCUACAGGGAUCUGUCGCUCUGAUGACCAUGUGAUAACUGGUGCACUGGUUAUGCCUUUUCCAAUAAUUCUUGGGCAUGAAGCAGCUGGUAUUGUGGAGAGUGUUGGCCAAGGAGUAACUUCAAUGAAACCAGGAGACAAGGUUAUUCCACUCUUUGUUCCACAGUGUGGGGAGUGCAGCAGUUGCUUAAGCACCAAGGGUAACCUGUGCAGUAAAAAUGACAUUGGUUCAGCUGCUGGAUUAAUGCCUGAUGGCACCACCAGAUUCACCUGUAAGGGAAAAGCAAUUCACCAUUUUAUUGGUACAAGUACCUUCACUGAAUACACAGUAGUGCAUGAAUCCUCUGUAGCCAAAAUUGAUUCUGCUGCUCCUCUGGAAAAAGUUUGUCUAAUUGGCUGUGGAUUUUCAACUGGUUAUGGGGCUGCUGUGCAGACUGCCAAGGUGGAACCAGGCUCCACCUGUGCCAUCUUUGGCCUGGGAGGAGUUGGCCUCUCCGUUGUCAUGGGCUGCAAGGCAGCUGGAGCUUCCCGCAUCAUCGCCGUCGAUAUCAACAGCGACAAGUUUGCCAAGGCCAAGGAGCUGGGAGCCACAGACUGCGUCAACCCCAAAGACUUCCAGAAGCCCAUUCACGAGGUGUUGAUCGGAAUGACCGGCCAUGGCGUGGACUACUCCUUUGAGGUCAUCGGCCGCACCGAAACUAUGAUUGCAGCCUUGGCCUGUUGCCAAUACAACUACGGCGUCAGCGUGAUAGUGGGAGUGCCCCCAGCAGCACAAAAGAUCACUUUCGACCCCAUGCUCCUCUUCACUGGUCGCAGCUGGAAAGGGUCCGUCUUUGGAGGCUGGAAGAGUAAAGAUUCAGUCCCUAAACUGGUUUCUGACUACAUGAAGAAGAAAUUUGUACUGGAUCCAUUAAUAACCCACACACUUCCUUUCACUAAAAUCAAUGAAGGAUUUGAUCUGCUAAGGACAGGGAAGAGCAUUCGCAGUGUCCUGGUGUUUUAGGAUUCCCAGUCGUUAAGCAGCAGAUGGGUCAGCACCUGUACAAAUUACAGUAUCCUCCAACACAACUGAUAUGAAAUAAAACCCAAGACUUUUCUGAAAGGUCUGCCACCACCGCCCGUGAAUAAAAGGAUCAAGCUCAAACCCCAGACUUCAAGCACAGCAUCUAUAAAUGAAAUAAUCUUUUUCCUCCUACCUCUUUCUCCACCUAAUUCUUGCUUUAAAUCCUCUGUAUUGUGCUGCAAUUUUAUUUUAAUAGCCAGUUAUGAAUUAAGGGACUUGCUGCUAUCACAGCUGUUAUGAAAGGCUUGGAAUUUUUUAAAAUGGCUUUUAAUAUGCAAUCCUUUAAUGAAAGAAAAAUGAAGGAAAUGGUUUCUUUGGGCUUUCAUAAUACUGCAAGCUUAAUAGAUUUGUGCACGCAGCUCAGCACAGUAAAACUCUAGGUCAGAACUAUGUAUCCAUCCUGAACGAUUUUAGCAUUCCAUUACCUGAGAGGCAGCAAAAUUACUCCUUAUUCCAUUACCUGAUGUGCAAAGAAAUUACUGCAGACAUUAAAAUUUAUAUAGUGACUAUGUGUUUGUAUUAAUAAUUUCAGUAGAUGAUAUUUAAGUAAAUCAUAGACUUAGGUACUACAGAAUGUCUCACCACUGGAUAUUUUACCAAAUCAACACUUCAAGCACUUUAUAUAAUAAACUGCUGUGGUAGUGUUCUGUGUUGCA
Messenger RNA from Calidris pugnax (ruff), 2513 nucleotides. Its product is annotated as alcohol dehydrogenase 1. Gene Ontology annotation, biological process: retinol metabolic process; retinoic acid metabolic process. The record is from RefSeq and is a predicted model, not a curated record. NCBI's taxonomy places the organism in Eukaryota, Metazoa, Chordata, Aves, Charadriiformes, Scolopacidae. The coding region runs from base 622 to 1797 and encodes 391 amino acids. Gene Ontology annotation, molecular function: all-trans-retinol dehydrogenase (NAD+) activity; zinc ion binding. Gene Ontology annotation, cellular component: cytosol. The transcript has 12 exons.